AUGGCUCUUCUUCAGGCCAAUAAGGAUCUCAUUUCUACAGGAAUGAAGGAAUUUAAUGUUCUGCUGAAUCAGCAGGUCUUCCCUAAUCCUCCUAUACCUGAAGAAGCCAUGGUGACUAUGGUGGAUGACUGGGUGAACUUCUACAUCAACUAUUACAGGAAGCAGAUGGCAGGGGAGCAGCAAGAGCAGGAGAGGGCUCUACAGGAACUUGAGCAAGAGCUAAGAACUCUGUCUGCCCCUUUUCUGACCAAGUAUAGGGCAUUCUUGAAGUCCUUUUGA
Messenger RNA from Enhydra lutris kenyoni (northern sea otter), 279 nucleotides. It is a transcript of the gene AHSP, whose product is annotated as alpha hemoglobin stabilizing protein. Gene Ontology annotation, biological process: protein folding; protein stabilization; erythrocyte differentiation. The transcript has 2 exons. NCBI's taxonomy places the organism in Eukaryota, Metazoa, Chordata, Mammalia, Carnivora, Mustelidae. The record is from RefSeq and is a predicted model, not a curated record. Gene Ontology annotation, molecular function: hemoglobin binding. Gene Ontology annotation, cellular component: cytoplasm. Bases 1 to 279 code for a protein of 92 amino acids.